AUGCUUUGGCAGCCGCUCUGCUCGGCGACUGCGACUUCAGCGGUCGACUCCCCAUUACCUUCCCUCGACGGCUCGAAGACCAUGGCUCCAACGCCUGGUUCCCGGGAGAGGCUGCGCAGGACCGAGGUGGUCCAGGUAUAUGUAGCGCCAUCAGCCCAGAUCCGGGAGGCUGGGGAAAUGAGCUUCCCCAAGACUCUGGCGGGCUUCUGUAAAAUUGCUGUACCAGCAGGAGUGUCGCGAGAAGUGUCGAUCCCCAUCCGGGGGUCGGAGCUGAGCUGGUACGAUACUCGGGUGGCGCAGUGGCGAUUGGAUGCGGGCAAGUAUGCCUGCUGGGUUGGUCGAAGUAGUAGCCAGAUUGAUGCGGAAUUGAAGAUUGAGGUGGCAGAGGGAGACGACACAGACAUGGGACACUAG
Aspergillus costaricaensis CBS 115574 is the source of this 414-nucleotide messenger RNA. RefSeq lists its product as uncharacterized. Gene Ontology annotation, molecular function: beta-glucosidase activity. Gene Ontology annotation, biological process: glucan catabolic process. Lineage: Eukaryota; Fungi; Ascomycota; Eurotiomycetes; Eurotiales; Aspergillaceae. The transcript has a single exon. The record is from RefSeq and is a predicted model, not a curated record. Bases 1 to 414 code for a protein of 137 amino acids.